AUGCUCUUCCAACUACGACGGGCAUUCCCCUUACCAGUCCUGGUCCUUAUUUUGCUCGUCGUUGCUUCAGCAAAGGCUGCACCUGCACCCACGAGUCGGGCCAGUAAUCCGCUCCAACUAUCACCCACCCCGCAACAGUUGUCUUUUCAAGGCCCGGCAAUUACUCUUUCACAGCGAGACGUGACCAUCGUUAUUGGCAAUACAACUGAUCUUGGUGCGCUUGAUGUAAUCAAGACUGUUGUGGCAUCGGUCGGGGGAAAUACCGUUAUUUCACCCACAUCGACAGGCAAGGGUACGCAGAUCGUUAUUGGAACUCAAGCUGAAAAUCAUCUCGCGGUCGAUAUUGCCAAGGUCUUUACCGGAAAAUCUGCAGAUGGUCUGCUUCCCGAUGGUUAUGUCCUUGCAACCGGCACCUAUCACGGCCAGCCUAGUGUCGUGCUCAAUGGCGUCGACCAGCGUGGCACUUACUACGCGGCACAGACACUUCGUCAGCUCGUUCGAGACCACGAGAUUCCCGGAGUUCACGUCCGCGACUGGCCGCUCAUGUCGAUUGGUGGCUCGAUCGAGGGCUUCUACGGUGAGCCCUGGUCCCACCAGGCUCGUCUUGAUCAGCUUGUGUUCUAUGGCAAGCACAAAAUGAACACGUACAUUUAUACUCCCAAGGAUGACCCCUUGCUCCGUGCCAAAUGGCGCUCUCUCUAUACCGGCGAUGCCUUGUCCCAGCUCCAGGAGCUUGUCGAAACGGCGAAUGCCAACCACGUCGAUUUUACCUUUGCUCUUUCUCCAGGCUUGGAUUUAUGCUACUCUUCCGACGCCGACUUCAAGACAACUAUUGAGAAAUUUGACCAAGUUCGUAAGCUCGGCGUGAGAAGUUUUUAUAUUGCCUUUGACGACAUACCUACCGUCUUCCACUGCGACUCGGAUAAGCAAAAGUGGGUUGAUUCGGGUAACUGGCACUGGCUUGCCGACGCUCAGGCCUACUAUCUGAAUCGAAUUCAGGAAGAAUACCUUGUGCCGAACGGUCUGAACGACCUGGAAAUUGUUCCGACAAACUACGCCGGCAGUGCGCCAGACCCGUACAAGGGGGAGCUCGGCACCAUGCUCAACAAGAACAUCAGCAUUCAGUGGACUGGCGAGGGGGUUUUUAGUGAUCAAAUCAACGACACAAGCGUUCAGCGAGCGGAUACAACCUAUGUGACUGACAAGCUAUUUUUGUGGGACAAUUUCCCCGUGAAUGAUGGGAAACGAGAUCGCUUGUUUCUCAAUCCACUCACUGGCCGGGCCCCGGGUCUCUACAAAUACCUUCUUGGCUUCACUUCCAAUCCGAUGGAGCAAGCAUACGCCUCGAUGCCGGCACUUGCCAACUACGGUGACUACAUGUGGAAUGGGCCCACGUACAAUGCACAAGACUCCAUGGCCAUGGUUCUCUGGGAACUCUCGGGGGCUGAUAAGAAGGUGCACGACGCUCUGCUCGCCUUUGUUGAUCUCAACCAAGAUUGGCCCUACCGUUCGCCAGAAGUUCACGCGCCUCAGCUGAGCCAAGACGUGGCAGCAUUCUGGGCGGGCCGGACAAAAAAAUCGACCACCACCCCUGGCGGAGACAACGGGCGUGCCACGCUGAGCAGUCGUCUGGCCUUACUGGCGACCCUUCCCGACGUGCUUCCUCGCAUGGCGAUGAAGGGAUUUGCGGACGAUGUAGCACCGUGGACGACGGUUGCGAUGCAGUGGGCCAAAGCUUGCCAACACUUGAUUUCUAUGCUCGAUGCACUGGAUCGAGGGGAUCAAGCCCAGGCCACUACCGAGUUUCAUGCUGCAGAAGCAUGGAUGAUGAAAACCAAGGCUGCAACAGUCAAUGAUCGGAAUGACCAGGGCGAGGAGCUUCCCAAGUCAAUCAUUCCAAUCACGGGGGAUGGUGUCUUUGAUCAGUUCUGGGCCAACGCAACUGCCGUCUACAAGGGUCAGUAG
Penicillium oxalicum is the source of this 1965-nucleotide messenger RNA. RefSeq names its product beta-N-acetylhexosaminidase family protein. The record is from RefSeq and is a predicted model, not a curated record. Bases 1 to 1965 code for a protein of 654 amino acids. Lineage: Eukaryota; Fungi; Ascomycota; Eurotiomycetes; Eurotiales; Aspergillaceae. The transcript has a single exon.